CGCAGAGCGGGCGGCAUGCAGACCUGCGGCCGCUGGUGGAGCCGCCUGGCGGGGCCGGCUCUACGCCUGCCCCCCGGCCGCGGCGCCGGGGCCAAGAAGCCGCCGGGCCCCUGGGGGCGGGCGGGCGCUGGCCCCCGCCUCAGCAGCGGCGGGCGGGGGGCGGCGAGCUCGGCGCGGGGCAUCGAGCAGCUCCUGCCGCGCCACGACGACUUCUCGGAGAGGCACAUCGGGCCCGGGGACAAAGAGAAGCGCGAGAUGCUGCGGGCGCUGGGGGUGCAGAGCCUCGACGAACUGAUCGAUCAGACCAUCCCUGCCAGCAUCCGCCUACAGCGGCCCAUGAAGAUGGACGACCACAUUUGUGAAAAUGAAAUCCUUGACACUCUACACAAUAUUGCAAGCAAGAACAAGAUCUGGAGGUCCUACAUUGGCAUGGGUUAUUACAACUGCUCAGUACCUCCAGCCAUUAUGCGGAACUUACUGGAGAAUGCAGGAUGGGUUACCCAGUAUACUCCUUACCAGCCUGAAGUUUCACAGGGCAGGCUAGAGAGCCUGUUAAAUUACCAGACUAUGGUAUGUGACAUAACUGGAAUGGAUGUGGCCAAUGCAUCUUUACUGGAUGAGGGAACAGCUGCUGCAGAAGCUAUGCAACUAUGUUACAGGCACAGCAAGAGAAGGAAGUUCUAUGUUGAUGUCCGAUGCCAUCCUCAAACAAUAGCAGUGGUCCAAACUAGAGCAAAUUAUACUGGUGUCAUUAUUGAACUAAAAUUGCCCCAUGAAAUGGAUUUCCAUGGUAAAGAUGUCAGUGGAGUACUAUUUCAGUACCCAGAUACUGAAGGGAAGGUAGAAGACUUCACUGAGCUUGUUGAAAGAGCUCAUCAAAGUGGAACUCUUGUCUGCUGUGCUACUGACCUGUUGGCUCUGUGUAUUUUGAGGCCUCCAGGAGAGUUUGGGGUAGAUGUUGCUCUGGGCAGCUCCCAGAGGUUUGGGGUACCACUCUGUUAUGGAGGACCACAUGCUGCCUUCUUCUCUGUUAAAGAAAAUUUGGUGAGAAUGAUGCCUGGGAGAAUGGUGGGAGUUACAAGAGAUGCAAAUGGAAAGGAAGUAUAUCGGCUUGCACUGCAAACAAGAGAGCAGCAUAUCAGGAGGGAUAAGGCUACCAGCAACAUCUGUACAGCACAGGCACUUCUGGCUAACAUGGCUGCCAUGUUUGGAGUCUAUCAUGGUUCUAAUGGAUUAAAGCACCUUGCAAGAAGGGUGCAUAAUGCUACGCUAAUCUUGGCUGAAGGUCUCAAGCGAGCCGGCCAUAAACUGCAUCAUGAGCUGUUUUUUGAUACCUUGAAGAUCACAUGCGGAUGUGUGGUCAAGGAAGUCUUAGACAAGGCAGCUCAGCGGCAGAUAAACUUACGAAUUUAUGGUGAUGGCACACUUGGAGUCUCACUUGAUGAAACUGUAACUGAGAAAGACCUAGAUGACUUAUUAUGGAUCUUUGGCUGUGAAUCUUCAGCUGAAUUGGUUGCUGAGGGUAUGGGAGAAGAAACAAGGGGUAUUAUGGGCUCUGCUUUUAAGAGGACUUCCAAAUUCCUGAUGCAUCAAGUAUUCAACAGCUAUCACUCCGAAACAAAUAUUGUCCGAUAUAUGAAAAGGUUAGAAAACAAGGAUAUUUCCCUCGUUCACAGCAUGAUUCCUUUGGGGUCCUGUACAAUGAAGCUUAAUAGUUCAUCUGAACUAAUUCCUAUCACAUGGAAGGAGUUUGCCAACAUCCAUCCCUUUGUGCCUCUAGAUCAGGCUCAGGGGUACCAGAAACUUUUCAGGGAGCUUGAGAGAGAUCUGUGUGAGAUCACAGGCUAUGACAAAAUCUCCUUCCAGCCAAACAGCGGAGCCCAAGGUGAAUACACUGGAUUGGCUGCAAUCAGGGCUUAUUUAAGUGCAAAAGGAGAACGUCAUAGAAGUGUUUGUCUUAUUCCAAAGUCUGCUCAUGGUACAAACCCUGCAAGUGCUCAGAUGGCAGGCAUGAAGAUCCAGCCAGUGGAGGUGGAUAAAAAUGGGAGUAUUGAUAUUGCACAUUUGAAGGCAAUGGUGGAUAAGCACAAAGAGAACCUAGCAGCCAUCAUGAUCACAUACCCAUCCACCAAUGGUGUAUUUGAAGAGGCGAUUAGUGAUGUGUGUGAUCUGAUUCACAAACAUGGAGGCCAGGUUUACCUAGAUGGUGCAAAUAUGAAUGCUCAGGUGGGUCUGUGUCGCCCUGGGGACUAUGGUUCUGAUGUAUCUCACUUAAAUCUUCACAAGACAUUUUGCAUUCCUCAUGGAGGAGGAGGACCUGGGAUGGGGCCAAUUGGAGUGAAGAAACAUCUGGCUCCCUACCUGCCUAGCCAUCCUGUCAUCGAGCUGCAUCUUGAUAGGGAUGCAUGCCCUUUGGGUACCGUCAGUGCUGCCCCUUGGGGUUCCAGUGCUAUAUUGCCCAUUUCCUGGGCAUAUAUCAAGAUGAUGGGAGGAAAGGGUCUUAAACAUGCUUCUGAGAUUGCUAUAUUGAAUGCAAACUACAUGGCAAAGAGGCUAGAAAAGCACUACAAAGUCCUUUUCAGAGGGGCAAGAGGGUACGUAGCUCAUGAAUUCAUUUUGGACACACGACCCUUCAAGAAAACAGCAAAUAUUGAAGCUGUGGAUGUCGCAAAGCGACUUCAGGACUAUGGAUUCCAUGCUCCAACAAUGUCCUGGCCAGUAGCAGGGACACUUAUGAUUGAGCCAACAGAGUCUGAAGACAAGGCAGAGCUGGACAGAUUUUGUGACGCAAUGAUCAGCAUUCGGCAGGAAAUUGCUGAAAUAGAGGCGGGCAGAAUGGACUCCAGGAUCAACCCAUUAAAGAUGUCACCACACACUCUGACUUGCAUUGCGUCCUCCAGCUGGGAUCGCCCGUAUUCUAGAGAAGUAGCAGCCUUCCCACUUCCAUUUGUGAAGCCUGAUAGCAAAUUCUGGCCUACAAUUGCUCGAAUUGAUGACAUCUAUGGAGAUCAGCACUUAGUUUGUACCUGCCCACCAAUGGAAGUCUAUGAAUCUCCAUUCUCUGAACAGAAGAGAGCAUCAUCCUAGAUCUCUAUUACUUCCAGGUGUCUGGAUUCAUGCUUGACUGCUUCAGUCCACCACGAUGGGUUUUCUUUUUCCUGGAGCAGUUUCGGGGAUUUAUAUACUAUGUAUAUUUUUUGUAAUUUCCCUGCUCAUAAUGGAACUACUGCUCAGUUAAAGUGUAAAUACAAUCAGUAUACUAGGUUGAAACAAACUGAGUUGAUUCAGUGCCUCAGUUUUUUCCACAGUAAUCUGUUGCCUUGAUUCUUGCACCUGUAGUCUUCGUGUAGUGAUUUUUUUUCUCCUUUUUUGUGCUAAUAGGUUUGACUAUUAACAUAGAAUUUUUGAGGUUGUAUAUGGAAAAAAUACAUUUUUGUUCCAGGUAUUUCAUAUGGCAAGAGCCAAGAGUAUUAACUGCCACAGUAACUGUUUACAUUUUAUAUACUGAAAACAAGGAGCUUUGGUUAGUUUUACUUUAUCUCUUACUGCUAGCCUUGCUGGUGUUAAUUGUCUAAUUUCUUAACUGUUUUUUACCUACCAGUGUUAGUACUCCAAUAAACUGCACCAGAGUUUUUGGGGCUGAA
Messenger RNA from Alligator mississippiensis (American alligator), 3644 nucleotides. It is a transcript of the gene GLDC, whose product is annotated as glycine decarboxylase. NCBI's taxonomy places the organism in Eukaryota, Metazoa, Chordata, Crocodylia, Alligatoridae. The record is from RefSeq and is a predicted model, not a curated record. The transcript is spliced from 25 exons. Gene Ontology annotation, molecular function: glycine dehydrogenase (decarboxylating) activity; pyridoxal phosphate binding; glycine binding. Gene Ontology annotation, cellular component: glycine cleavage complex; mitochondrion. Bases 16 to 3087 code for a protein of 1023 amino acids. Gene Ontology annotation, biological process: glycine decarboxylation via glycine cleavage system.